AUGGAUGAAACGAACCAAGGUCCCAGAAUUCGCCUGUUUAGACAAAUUCACAUAGUUCACCAACUGUCUCCAAACAAUGAGAAAAUCAUCCUGAAGAAGCUGCGAGGACUGGUCAGAAAUAUCAAGUGGAGACCUGAGGAUGUUUCAGUCUUGUUUGAAGCUCUUCUAAAUCGCUUUGAGUCACGUUUUGCCAACGACAGAUCAAAUUUUAUUCCAUGGAUGUUUCAAAUGUUGCACUGCAUCGAGGUUAACUGCAUUACUUCUUCUUGGAGAUCGAAAUCAGAAGAUACACUUAUUGAACUGAUUAGAGAGACUUCAAUAACUGAUGAAAAACUCAAGGAGUUUCUGGCAGAUGACACAGAGAAAACACUGACUCGGAUUAUCAGGGAGAUCCGAAGUGAGAAGUUAAACCAAGUAAAUGAUGAGAUGUUGAGAGAGGUGAGAGACACUGUCUCCUCAGUGGAUCAGCAGCUGAAGUCACCUGGUCAUGGGUCACAGUUAAAUGGAGUGAAGAAAGAUUUACUGAGACUUUGUAAAGCAGCAGAAAGAACUCACUUCAGACCACGACUGACACAGAUGGUGAGCUGGUGUCUCAUGGCUCUUUCCAACACAGGAAGACUGAUCCAGGUUGGUACUGGAGAGGGGAAGUCCUGCAUCGUGGCAAUGUUUGCUGCCUUUCGAGCUCUGAGAGGCGAAUAUGUCGACAUUAUGUCAAGCUCAUCAGUUCUAGCAGAGAGAGACAUGGAAGACUGGAAAAAGUUUUAUAAAGCUUUGAAAAUCAGUGUGGACUGCAACAUUAACAAACAAGACAAAGACUUGAAAAAGUGCUAUCAGAGUCAGGUUGUUUAUGGGACUGUGGAAGAGUUCGCUGGACACUGGCUUCAAGAAAACUUUGAGAGGAAGGACAUAUUUGGUCAGAGGAAAUUUGAAUGUGCAAUUGUGGGUGAAGUGGACUCACUGAUGCUGGACAAAGGUCAUCAUGUUGUCUAUAUAGGCAGUGACAUGCCUGCUUUAAAGCAUCUCAACCCUCUCCUGGCUUUUAUAUGGGCCACUAUUAAUCAGUACAGGAAAAUAGGUGCCARUGUAAUUGUUGGACGAAAAUACCUCUUUCAUCAAGUUGUACUGAAACACAUUAACGAAAAAGGCAUUGAUGAGUUUGCUAUUCUUCAAAUAGCUGAGGACAMUGGUGUUCUGUCCAAAGGCUCAGUUCAGGAAAUACGAAGAAACCCAAACGUUUUAACAGAGAAAACUGCUGCUGUUGCAACUGACAAGCUGGUUGACUUCAUCAGAACAAUAGAGACGAGUUUCCCAUCCUGUCAGUUUGCUCUGUUCAGCAUAAACAGAAACAGGGAACUGGAGGAGCUGUACCAAAAUCAACAGAACAGACAGAAACAAGUGUCUCUUCUUGUGGAUGGUGGCUUCUGUCAGUACAUGUAUCCUGAUAAAGACAGUGUUCUGAGAGCUGCAGAAGAAGAAAUCAAACAUUUUCUGCAUUUCACACCAUGUGAGCUGAACAAGACUGGAGAAAACUGCUAUGUCCCGGGCUUCCUCUCCGAUUUGGUUAAAUCUAAACUAAAAGUUUGGAUUGUAAAUGCWUUCCGUGCACAGACCAUGGAGGAUGAUGUUGAGUACAUCCAGCAAAAACUUGGAACAGUACCURCGGACUACAGCUGCUCAGUUGCUGAAAAUUUCACRGAAGGGAGUGAUGGUCUUCAGCAGUUUCUGGAACUGAAACAUCAGUUAAAGCUGAGUGAUAUGACAGCCAUCACUAACUACAUGUCAAAUGUUGGCCUGCUUCAACUGUAUAAAAGUCAGAUCUAUGGAAUGUCCAGAACUCUUGGUCAACAAGCAGAGAUUGAGACACUACAGAAAAUAUACACAGGUAUUGAAACCUGCAAAAUACCUUCAUUCAAGUGCAGGAAACUGUUUGAGGUUGAAGGCGUGUUUGUUAAAGAUGAGAUAACAUGGAUUCAAAAAAUCUGCAAGGCUGUAAUUGAACAAAUASAGCAGACACCAUAUAGGAGUCCAAGAGCUGUGCUGGUCAUCUGUGAGACCAUGAAGUGGGCAAAAGUUCUGCACCAUGCUCUUGGAAAUAGGGUCUCAAACAAAAUGCUUUACAUAAACAACAACWUGGACAACAGAGCAAUAUUUACCAUGGAACUGGGACCAGGAGACGUCAUCAUAGCCACAAACCUGGCUGGUCGUGGAACAGAUCUUCAKAUUUCUGACUCAGUAAAAACAGCUGGAGGUUUGUUUGUUGUUCAGACUUUCCUGCCCAAGAACACUCGUGUGGAGGCUCAGGCCUUUGGUCGUGCAGCGAGACAAGGAUCUCCAGGAUCGGCUCAACUCUUCGUCUGUUCCAAGCAUCUGCCAGAGCCUCAGCAGUUGUUGGUUUUAGCAAGGAACCUUUUAUCUCUGAUAGAAAAUCUGAUGGAUGACUCUUCAAUAUUUCAAGAUAUGUUUGUGAUGCAACUGAGGUUGUAUCAGAAAAGAUGCACCAACAAAAUACGUAAAGAGAUUUCUUCUUUACUUUCCCAUCUGUUGACCGAAGACUCCAUGUCAGAUAUACUGAUUGCUAAAAAGAUCAGAGAUGACUUAGUGGCUAAAGAAUUGUCUAGCUACGUGGAGGACCAUAUCUUAAACAUAAACAUGAAAGAACAGCUUUUCUAUCAGUAUCUGGAGACACUGGAUCAUCUGCACAACAGCAGCUACAAGCCGGCAGCAUCAGAUGUGUCUGCACUCAAUGAGUUUUGGGGAAUGUGGCUGCUGACAAAGUUCAACAAAGAAGACCCCAUCAAUAGGGUGAAAAACAGCCUGAAAGUAGACUUAAGACAAGCUGUUGAAAUGCUUGGGCUGAGAGAAUCCCCCUCAUCAAACYUGCACCACCACACUUUAUUUGGCAACGAGCUACAAAAAAUGGGAAUGUUUUCCCACAGUAUCAGCAUGUUCACUAAAGCCAUAGAUAAAGACCCAUGUUGGGCAGCAGUUGCAUAUUACAAUCGUGCGUUUGCAUAUCUAACUCAGCUCAACAACUCCUCCGACAUCGAGUGCCUCAAUCAAGCUUUUGAAGAUUUGCAAAAAGCUCUCAAAUCUGUCAAAGUCUACUGCGACCAGCUUGACGUCACCUAUAGAUGUGCCACGCAAUCGUCGUCGGACCCCGGCAGAAACUCAACCACCCCAUUUGACAAACACAUCAUGGCCACACACACCGUUCUGGUGGCUUUCAAAACCAACAUUUUUGAAGCGAUGCAGAAGRUGGACAGGGCCAGAGACGCAGCUGGGCAUGUCCAAUUCAGGAAGAGACAAGUGUACUUCCUUGUUCCACCUGAGCAAUUUUUGCCAUUGCCAGUCCUCUUCAUGGAAUCAGCGAAGGAAAUUUAUUCCAGGGACCCUCAGAAGAUCCGAGAGCUCAUCAGCCACCCCUCCUUCGACAUGUUUGCCGAGCUCAUGCAUCUUGAAUCAAUAGGCCUGACUCAUAUUUAUGUCCAAGAUAGGCUGUUUUCUGUYGGUGGCUUUUUCUCAAAGAUCGGUAGCUUCUUCUGUCGAGCCUUUCAGGGUGGUACAUAA
This is a messenger RNA of Austrofundulus limnaeus, 3567 nucleotides long. Its product is annotated as protein translocase subunit SecA-like. The transcript has a single exon. Gene Ontology annotation, cellular component: membrane. Gene Ontology annotation, biological process: intracellular protein transport; protein targeting; protein import. Bases 1 to 3567 code for a protein of 1188 amino acids. Lineage: Eukaryota; Metazoa; Chordata; Actinopteri; Cyprinodontiformes; Rivulidae. Gene Ontology annotation, molecular function: protein binding; ATP binding. The record is from RefSeq and is a predicted model, not a curated record.